CCCGGAAGAUGUUACGACCUUCGGCCCAUUGUUAUCGUUUUACCGCAUGAUGAGGACGGCGCAGUGAUCGAUUUUCUACAGAAAGACACAUCCCAAACUGCCUCUUGUGGUUUUAAAACCUGAAACGGAGCUACAAAGAGCAGGUCGGGUAGAAGUCGAGGAGAGGCACUUCAACAUGAACUCGGAGAGGAAACUGUCAGUGGACCAGCGGAGAGCUUUACCUUCAGAUGUCCAGAAAGUGAUUGUUGGCGAAGAACAUCCGCAGGAGUGGAGCUCCAGUCUGGACCAGGAGGACACAAAGCCCCCACACAUUAAAGAGGAACAGGAGGAACUCCGGAUCAGUCGGGAGGGAGAGCAGCUUCAAGGGCUGGAGGAGGCUGAUACCACAAAGUUCCCAUUCACUCCUGUCCCUGUGAAGAGUGAAGAUGAUGAAGAGAAACCUCAGUUCUCACAGCUUCAUCAAAGACAACCUAAACCGAUGGAAACAGAAGCUGAUGGAGAGGACUGUGGAGGACCAGAACCAGCCAUGAAAUCAGAUCCAGAUGCACAUUUACAACCAGCUACUGAUGACGAGACUGGAGACUCUUCAGAAACUGAGACUGAUGACAGUAGUGAUUGGAAGAAGGCCAGAGAACCUCAGUCAGGUCUAAACCUUCUGAAUAGUGAUGAAGCCCCUGUCAGUGAUUUGCGAUUUAGUACUGGUGGGAAAACGUGUGAGAAAAGGUUUGGCACCAGUGGACAUCUGAAGCAACACGUGAGAUCUCAUACAGAAAAGAGACCUUUUAGCUGCUCAGUCUGUAAGAAGGCUUUUAAACAGAGGGGACAUCUGAAACAACACAUGAGAAUCCACACAGGAGAGAAGCCAUUUAGCUGCUCAAUCUGCAAAAGAGCUUUUACAGAGAGUGGAAGUCUACAUAAACACAUGAGAGUCCACACCGGAGAGAAACCGUUUAGCUGCUCUUUCUGCAACAAAACCUUUACAGAGAGCGGAAGUCUACAUAAACACUUGAGAAUCCACACAGGAGAGAAAACAUUUACCUGCUCUAUCUGUAAGAUAGCUUUUACACAGAGUGGAAAUUUGCAGACACACAUGAGAAUCCACACAGGAGAAAAAUCAUUUGGCUGCUCCAUCUGUAAGAAAUCUUUUAGAGUGAGCGGAAGUUUACGGGUACAUAUGAGAAUCCACACAGGAGAGAAACCGUUUAGCUGCUCUGUCUGUAAGAAAUCUUUUAGAGUCAGUGGCAGUUUACAGAUACACAUGAGAAUCCACACAGGAGAGAGACCAUUUAGCUGCUCAGUCUGUAAGAAAGCCUUUACAGAGAGUGGAAAUUUACAGCAACACAUGAGAACCCACAUAAAAGAAACCAUUUACUCGCUAUUUAGGAUUUCGAGACAACAACGUCCGGAUAUGAAAAGAACAUCGAUUGCCAACGAAGAACUGGCGUCACUGGAUGUGGUUUUAAACUCCGACAUGAAGCUGCUGGGAGAAGCAGCUUUACCUUCAGAUGUCCAGAAAGUGAUUGUUGGUGAAGAACAUCAGCAGGAGUGGAGCUCCAGUCUGGACCAGGAGGACACAAAGCCCCCACACAUUAAAGAGGAACAGGAAGAACUCCAGAUCAGUCAGGAUGAAGAGCACCUUCAAGUGCUGGAGGAGGCUGAUAUCACCAAGUUCCCAUUCACUCCCGUCUCUGUGAAGAGUGAAGAUGACGAAGAGAAUCCUCAGUUCUCACAGCUUCCUCAAAGCCAAACUGUAGAGAUGAGAACAGGAAACUCGUCUGAACCUGAGACUGAUGACGGUGAAUGGAAGGAGACCGGAGAACCUCCGUCAGGUUUAAACUCUCUGAAUAAUGAUGAAGUCGGUGAUUCGACAUGUGGUACUGGUGAAGAACCAGUAAGCUGCUUUGAGUGUGGGAAAAGAUUUGGCAGCAGUGGACGCCUGAAGAGACACGUGAGAUCUCAUACAGCCGAGAAACUAUUCAGCUGCUCAGUCUGUAAGAAAGCUUUUAUAAAGAGUGGUCAUUUACAGUCACACAUGAGAAUCCACACAGGAGAGAAACCAUUCAGCUGCUCCAUCUGUAAGAAAGCUUUUACAGAGAGUGGAAGUUUAAAUAGACACAUGCGAAUCCACACAGGAGAGAAGCCAUUUAGCUGCUCCAUCUGUAAGAAAGCUUUCAUAGAUAGCGGACAGCUGAAGAAACACAUGAGAAUCCACACAGGAGAGAAGCCAUUUAGCUGCUCAGUCUGUAAGAAAGCCUUUGCAGACAGUGGACAUUUACAGAAACACAUGAGAAUCCACACAGGCGAGAAGCCAUUUAGCUGCUCAGUCUGUAAGAAGGCUUUUACGGUGAGUGGACAUCUAAAGGCACACAUGAGAAUCCACACAGGAGAAAAACCAUUUAGCUGCUCCGUGUGUAAGAAAGCUUUCACAGAGAGUGGACAUUUAAGGGAGCACAUGAGAAUCCACACAGGAGAGAAACCGUUUAGCUGCCCUUUCUGCAACAAAGCUUUUAGUAAAAGUGGACAUGUACAGGCACACAUGAGAAUCCACACAGGAGAGAAGCCAUUUAGCUGCUCUUUCUGUAGCAAAGCUUUUAGCAAAAGUGGCAAUUUACAGACACACAUGAGAAUCCACACAGGAGAGAGCAGGAGAGAAAAUGAAUGAGUCUCUAAAGGGUAUGCGAGAUGUCAUACUUUCUGGGUCAUGAAAAAUUCUUAAAUACAAUAAUUAAAACGUUAGGCUUUAAAAUGUAAUAAGAUUUUGAGAGGUCUUAAAAAUUGAUUGGAUGAAGAAGUUUAUAUUUAAUAUUACUGUAGGGUUCCGUGAAACUCCAUAGUAUAAAGGCAACAGCUGCUUUUGGUCGUGGCUCUUCCUUCACUUCAGAAAAAGCAACAACUCUACUGCAUCUCUCUAGCCUGACAGGCCAGACUCGCAUCAAGAUGUUGGGUCUGGGAACACACCAUUGGCAGGGCUCAAUCCGAGGGGCGGGCUAAAUGGUUGUCUUUCAAAUUCACUCUGCACGCAAAGGGAUAACGCUACAACCAACCAGUGCAACGAAGAAGGUAGCGGAGCUAGUUGAUGGAUUCAA
This is a messenger RNA of Perca flavescens (yellow perch), 3086 nucleotides long. RefSeq names its product zinc finger protein 2 homolog. Gene Ontology annotation, molecular function: RNA polymerase II cis-regulatory region sequence-specific DNA binding; DNA-binding transcription factor activity, RNA polymerase II-specific. The coding region runs from base 176 to 2662 and encodes 828 amino acids. Gene Ontology annotation, cellular component: PcG protein complex; transcription regulator complex; chromatin. Gene Ontology annotation, biological process: regulation of transcription by RNA polymerase II. NCBI's taxonomy places the organism in Eukaryota, Metazoa, Chordata, Actinopteri, Perciformes, Percidae. The record is from RefSeq and is a predicted model, not a curated record. The transcript has 6 exons.